AUGCUGCCCCUGUGUGACCUCUGUGUGACCUCUGCUCCUUCCUCCUUCAGCCCCUGUGAACUCAGUGACCUGGAGUUCCUGGAUGAGGAGUUCCACCAGAGCCUGCAGUGGAUGAAGGAUAACGACAUCGAAGACAUGCUGGACCUCACCUUCACUGUUAAUGAGGAGGUCUUUGGACAGAUCACAGAGAGAGAGCUGAAGCCGGGCGGGGCGGGGAUCCCCGUGUCGGAGAAGAACAAGAAGGAGUACAUCGAGCGGAUGGUGAAGUGGCGCAUCGAGCGAGGAGUGGCCCAGCAGACGGAGAGCCUGGUCCGAGGCUUCUAUGAGGUGGUGGAUGUGCGUCUGGUGUCCGUGUUCGAUGCUAGGGAGCUGGAGCUGGUGAUAGCCGGCACUGCAGAGAUUGACCUGGCAGACUGGAGGAACAACACGGAGUACAGAGGAGGUUACCAUGACAACCACAUUGUGAUUCGCUGGUUCUGGGCAGCUGUGGAGAGGUUCAACAAUGAGCAGAGGCUGAGGCUGCUGCAGUUUGUGACAGGCACCUCCAGUAUUCCCUACGAGGGCUUCGCCUCUCUGCGGGGCAGUAAUGGCCCCCGCAGGUUCUGUGUGGAGAAGUGGGGGAAGAUCACCUCCUUACCCAGGGCUCACACUUGCUUUAAUCGUCUUGACCUCCCCCCUUACCCGUCCUUCUCCAUGCUCUAUGAGAAGCUGGUCACUGCGGUGGAGGAGACCAGCACCUUCGGGCUGGAGUGAGAGAACCAUCUGGAAAUCUACCUUCCUCCAGACGAGAGACAAAUAAAACUAAUCCUCAAAUGGCAACUAACCCCCCCACCCCCACCCCCCGUGGACAACUCUGCUGUUAUGGUCCUGUCUCACUCAGCACUCAGUCUUCUUGCGAUCCUCCCCCUUUCUCUCCCCCAGAGUUAGUGGAGAGAGGACUGCAGAGCUACUCUGUACGGCUUCUUGUUUUCAUGCUCACCUUUGAUCACGUGUGCUUUAUCUCUUCAGUUGAUGGCCUUGUUUACUGGAUUUCUAGCACCUCCUCCUCCUCCUCUAACCUGCACCUCAGAGACAGCUGCUGAAACCCCCUGAGCCUGAG
This is a messenger RNA of Notothenia coriiceps (black rockcod), 1099 nucleotides long. RefSeq names its product E3 ubiquitin-protein ligase HECW2-like. Gene Ontology annotation, molecular function: ubiquitin protein ligase activity. NCBI's taxonomy places the organism in Eukaryota, Metazoa, Chordata, Actinopteri, Perciformes, Nototheniidae. Gene Ontology annotation, biological process: protein ubiquitination; regulation of dendrite morphogenesis; ubiquitin-dependent protein catabolic process. The transcript is spliced from 6 exons. Gene Ontology annotation, cellular component: cytoplasm. The record is from RefSeq and is a predicted model, not a curated record. The coding region runs from base 1 to 753 and encodes 250 amino acids.